Procambarus clarkii (red swamp crayfish) is the source of this 1161-nucleotide messenger RNA. The record is from RefSeq and is a predicted model, not a curated record. NCBI's taxonomy places the organism in Eukaryota, Metazoa, Arthropoda, Malacostraca, Decapoda, Cambaridae.
AUGUCUGGCGGGUCAGAAAAGUCUGGACGGGUCAGAAAAGUCUGGACGGGUCAGAAAAGUCUGGACGGGUCAGAAAAGUCUGGACGGGUCAGAAAAGUCUGGACGGGUCAGAAAAGUCUGGACGGGUCAGAAAAGUCUGGACAGGCUAGAAAAGUCUGGACGGAUCAGAAAAGUCUGGACGGGCCAGAAAAGUCUGGACGGGCCCAAACUCUACCUUUACCUCUGGUGCUCACUCUUCUCUUGCCUUUACCUCCGGUGCUCACUCUCCUGCCUUUACCUCUGGUGCUCACUCUCCUGCUGCCUUUACCUCCGGUGCUCACUCUCCUCCUGCCUUUACCUCCGGUGCUCACUCUCGUGCUGCCUUUACCUCCGGUGCUCACUCUCGUGCUGCCUUUACCUCCGGUGCUCACUCUCGUGCUGCCUUUACCUCCUGUGCUCACUCUUCUGCUGCCUUUACCUCCCGUUCUCACUCUUCUCCUGCCUUUACCUACGGUGCUCAUUCUCCUCCUGCCUUUAGCUCCGGUGUUCACUUCACUCUGCUGCCUUUACCUCCGGUGCUCACUCUCCUGCUGCCUUUACCUCCUGUGCCCAUUCUCCUCCUGCCUUUACCUCUGGUGGUCAUUUCACUGUUCUGCCUUUACUUCUCGAGCUCACUCUCCUGCUGCCUUUACCUCUCGAGCUCACUCUCCUGCUGCCUUUACCUCUCGAGCUCACUCUCCUGCUGCCUUUACCUCUCGACCUCACUCUCCUGCUGCCUUUACCUCUCGAGCUCACUCUCCUGCUGCCUUUACCUCUCGAGCUCACUCUCCUGCUGCCUUUACCUCUCGAGCUCACUCUCCUGCUGCCUUUACCUCUCGAGCUCACUCUCCUGCUGCCUUUACCUCUCGAGCUCACUCUCCUGCUGCCUUUACCUCUCGAGCUCACUCUCCUGCUGCCUUUACCUCUCGAGCUCACUCUCCUGCUGCCUUUACCUCUCGAGCUCACUCUCCUCCUGUAUUUACGUCCGGUGCUCACUCUCCUGUCUUUACUUCCGGUGCUCACUCUCCUCCUAUUUUUACCUCUGGUGCUCACUCUCCUCCUGCCGUUACCUCCCGUGUUCACUUUCCUCCUGCCUUUACCUGCGGUGCUCACUUCACUCCUGCCUUCGACCUAAUGCCAUAA